Gryllus bimaculatus (two-spotted cricket) is the source of this 340-nucleotide messenger RNA. NCBI's taxonomy places the organism in Eukaryota, Metazoa, Arthropoda, Insecta, Orthoptera, Gryllidae. The record is from the annotation of a GenBank genome assembly.
GCGUAGAGUCGAGUCGAGUGGCCGCCAGUGCAGACGGCGCAGAGCCGCUGAUCACGCGCCGAGCCGCGCCGCUGCAGCCAGCGAGGGAAUGCUUACACCGGAGGCCGUUCACAUUCAGCAAUCUCUUUCUCGAACCGUCCAGAAGAGUUGAUUUUGAGGAGAAGCGGUUCAUUGAAGCAUGGUGGUAACCAAGGCGGCGCGCGCGGCGGCGGAGGCGGCGGGCCGCAUGGCGCGGCUGCUGCUGCGCGGGCGAGGCGACGCGGCGGGGGCGGCGGAGGCGGCGACGGCGGGGGCGGCGGCGGCGGCGGCAGCGCAGACACACAACGCGCGGGCGAACAAG